This is a messenger RNA of Rotaria socialis, 954 nucleotides long. The record is from the annotation of a GenBank genome assembly. NCBI's taxonomy places the organism in Eukaryota, Metazoa, Rotifera, Eurotatoria, Philodinida, Philodinidae.
CCAUCGACUCUUUUUUGUACAUUUGAUAUUCGCAAUUUAUAUACAAUGUUACCACAACAAGAAGCAUUGAAUAUUCUGGUUGAAUUUCUUCAUGUACAUGGAUAUAGAAAAGUGAAAGGAAUUCCACUCGAUACAAUAAGAAAAUUAGCAUUUAUUGUACUCGAACAGAAUGUUUGCGUCUAUGAUAAAAAAAUUUACAAACAAGUGCUUGGUGGUGCGAUGGGAUCAUCAUUUACAUUAACAUUAGCCAAUAUAUUUAUGUGGAAAUGGCAAAAAGAACUUGCUCGUCGACAAGAUAUCACAGGUGAAUUUUAUGGCCGAUACAUCGAUGAUAUUUUUAUGACAUGGAAUAGAUCCGAAAAUGAUUUGAAGAAUUUAUUAAACGAUGCAAAUACUUGGCACCCCAAUAUAAAAUUAGAAUAUAAAAUUAGCAAAAGUCUUCCAUUUCUUGAUGUUGUUCUUACAAAUAAUAAUGGUAUGCUUUCAACAUCUGUCUAUCAUAAACCAGCAGCAGAACCUUAUGUUGUACCAUUUAUAUCUGAUCAUCCAAGACACACAUUCGUCAAUGUUAUACAAACAAGUCUUACUCGUGCUCUACGAAAUUCAUCAACAUUUGAAAUAUUCAACAACGAACGAAUCUAUAUUAAAUUAACUCUAUUGUACAACGGAUAUCCAUCGCCAUUCAUUGAGAAACGAUUUCAAAACUUUUUUUCUGAAUAUAUAAAUUCGUCAUCAUUUUUACCGUUUCUUGAUAAUGAAACUCAAUUUGUAACUAUGCGUAAUAAGAUACUUAAUCUACCCACUGCUCUUCAAUCACAAGUAUCGAUAAGUGCAGCAACCGCUGAUAUUGACAAUGACCAGACAGACGAACCACAGAACGAACCGACAGCAACAAACGCAACAACAACAGUUCAAGAACGAAACAAGAAAGAACAUACUCGUGCCAAUAAAUGA